AUGUGCAGAAAGUCCACAUUUUCGGAAUUGUAUGAAAUUACUGCAUUAUGCAAUAUACUUAAAUGUAACAUACGGAGUAUUUAUCCAAAAAUUGAUCUUCGAGAUCAUACAGCCAUCGUGAAUAACACGUUUAUGCCUCUUCUACCUACUAUUGCUAAUUGCGAAAUUACAAUAUUGUGGUCACAUACCUUGAACGAAAACGAGGUAAGAAUUAAAAAUAAUUCAACAUGGAGCCCCAAUCAUUUUGUUCCACUUAUGUCACGAUUGAUUCAACAUGAGCGUGAUAAUAAUAACCAAUUAGCGUCAGUUCUUGCGACUCCUGAAAAGAAAACAUUUAAAAACAAUGCUGCUAUCCAGAUACGAAUUCCUGAGUUUCAAUCAUCUCCUAGCAGACGUUUACGAAGUGAAAUUAACAUAGACACUGAUUCUUCUCAAUCGAUCAUGUCUGAUACAAUGUUGUACGAUCAGAAUGAUAAAGAAGAACAACGUCAAAUUCGUCUUGAAAACAAAAGAGAACGAGUUCGAUCAAGUCGACUGAACGCAACCGAAGAAGAGCGCCAAAAUCGACUGAGGGGAGAGAGGCACCGCAGUCAAACUAGUCGAAAGAAUCAAACAGAAGAACACCGUCUUAAUCGACUCGAACAGCAAAGAAAACGAAGUCAGGCAAACAGAGAAAAAAAGAAAAAUGAAAAACGCAUGUCCGAUAAUAUUAGUAUUCAACAACAAACUACUCAGAUGCAAUCUGCUGGAGCGGAAGAAGUCACAUUACAAGAUGGUAUUAAUACAUCUCAUUCUACAUCAAAUUCAAAUAUCUUACCGAAAAUUAGAAAUUCGACUUCUUCUUGGCCUGAACCAAUUUCUCGUGAUUUGAAAGAAGGAUGUCUCAAAAAAUUUCUUCAUCGAAUGUUCAUGUCAGCACUAGCCGAAACUACGUGUGUAGUUUGCAACAUUCGAAUUUCAGACGAAACUAAAGCUCUGAUCAUGGGCUCCCAGUUAUCGAAUUUACAGUACAUAAAUGAAGGCACCGUAACUGCUGUUAAUACUGAUGGUAUACAAACGACUGAUCAUGCUCAAACUUCCAAAUCACCAUCGUUUUAUUGUGAAAACAAUAUUAUUUUAUAUACUAGUGGCUUAUUUCAACAGAACAAGAAGAAUAUGUGCACACUCUGUCAAAAAUGCCAUGAUGCUUUAUCGAAAAAACACAUUCCUAAAUUUUCUGUUGCCAAUGGUAUGUGGUUUGGCGACAUUCCUGCUGAAUUACAAGGCCUAACAAUUCCAGAAGAAAAGCUAAUAUCACUUUAUCGUCACAAUAGUUGUAUAAUAAAACUUCAAUCACCUUUUCAUUCAGCUACAACUUCACAAACAGCUUUAAAAGGCAACUGUAUUACUUUUCUGCAAAAUGUACCGGACAUUGUCAACAGUCUACCACUUAAACUCAAUGAUCUAUGUGAUACGAUAAAAGUCAUUUUUGUUGGCUCUCUUCCUCCUCAACGUAUUCAUCUUAGAGAAAUUUUAACAGUGCGAAAGAAAAAAGUUAUUCAGGCUUUGCAAUGGUUGAAGAAAUAUAAUAUUCUCUAUCAGAAUAUUGAGAUAAAUCUUGAGAAUAUUGCUCAACUACCUGAAGACGACAUACCAGAAUCUAUUAUGUCAACAAUGGAGCAAAAGAUAAGUGAUGAAGAAAUUCAGUCUGAAAGAGUUGGCUAUGUUCCUGAUCCACUAUCUAAUUUAACUGAUUACACAAGCUCAGAUACUAUUCCCAUACAGAACAGUAGUGUUCUCGACGUCAAUGGCUCUUUGGUGUCUUCAGAUGAAAUUGCAAAUUAUGUUUUGCAAAAAAUGAAAAAUAACAAAACACACCAACAAAUGAACAGUGAAAGAGUUCAUUUAAUUCCUCAUUCUUCAAAACCUGUUAAUGAGUAUUAUAAUCCAAAAUUAUUGGUGGGUUUGUAUCCUACUCUGUUCUGUUAUGGACGUGGUGCGCCUGACGAUCAAUCACGUCCUGUUAAAACGAAUUUACGAGAACAUAUACGCUACCUAUUAUCCUACAAUGAUCGACGUUUUGAAACGAAUCACAGCUUUAUAUUUGUGGUCUUCAAUAUAUUGCAACGAUGUAAUGCUUGUUUUCAUGCUCAAUUGAUCACAACGAAACCUUACUUUCGAGAAUCAGCCCAGGAUAUCCGGACUUUAAACAGUAAAGACAUCGAAACCGCUCUCGAGAAUAUUUCCAAAAAAACAUAUAACUCAGAAUCAAACAGUGCAUUAAACAAAUUAUUAAAUCAUAUUAAAACCAUCGGUGGUCGAGUUAUGGCCUCAGCAUAUUCACGCACGGCCUUACGAACUCGCAUUCAUUCGUUAAUAUAUAAUCAAUGUCUACCUAACAUCUUUAUGACAUUAAAUCCAGCCGAUAUUCAUAGUCCCAUCGCACUAUAUUUUGAGGGUGUCAAGCUUGAUUUGGACAACAUUCAAAUGGAACAAUUGCUCAAUACUUACAAAAGAGCUGAAAUAAUAGCAUCUCAUCCUGUAGCUACCGCCAAAUUUUUUCAUUUAUUAAUCACCAAUAUCUUAGAGACUAUAAUUGUUGACGGUGUUCUUGGGCCAAUAAAAGCUUAUUUCGGUACUGUUGAAAGUCAAGGACGAGGUUCUCUUCAUCUACAUCUUAUUAUUUGGCUUGAUCAUGACAUGAAACCGGCUGAUAUGAAAGAACAAGUUCAAAAUUCUACUUUUCGUGAGAAGUUGACAGCGUAUCUAGAAGAUAUUAUCAAAGAAGAUCUAGAUGAAUUCAAAGACAAAUAUGUCUUCGAGAAUUCAGAUGCAUCAAGGUCAUUCAAUACUGCAACGCAAUUAUCAAGAGAUAACAUUUAUGCAGCUUUACGUACUAUUGAUUUGGCAGGUUUAGAAGAAAAUACAAAUGAACAUGGUAUUCAAUCGACACCGACGAAAGAACGAUCUUCUCCAUCAAUUCCUUAUGCUUCUCCACCAAAUCUUUAUGGCUCUCCACCAAAUCUUCAUGGUUCUCCAUCAAUUUCUUAUGCUUCUCCACCAAAUCUUUAUGGUUCUCCAUCAAUUCCCUAUGCUUCUCCACCAAAUCUUCAUGGUUCUCCAUCAACAUCUAAUGGUUCUUCAUCACGACAUACAUCUUUACAAACACCUACACAUGGUCGAUCGAAAUCCGUCGAUAAUGUUUUACAUAAACAAUCAAACGUAAUUCCAGCUUGCUUACCUACUCCAAAUCCAUCGUCACCAAAUUUUGCAUCACGAUUUCGAGCAGAUGUAGUACGAGUCGUCGAAGCAAGCAACAUUCAUAAUCAUACUGACACAUGCUACAAGUACUGCAAUAUUAAUAAAGGUCUAAAGAAAAUUUGUCGAAUGCGUAUGCCACGCAAAUUAGUAGCAGUUUCGACAAUUGAUCCAGAGACUGGUCAUAUUUCUAUGCGACGAUCGCAUCCAAUGAUAAAUAAUUUGAAUGAAUAUAUUAUAUCGGCAUGUCGUUCCAAUAUGGAUAUUAAAUUUAUUUGGACUGGUAGUGAUGCCAAGGCUCUUGUAUAUUAUAUCACCGAUUAUGUCACAAAAAUGAGUCUAUCUUUUCAUGAUACAUUUGCUCUUGUACAAAAAGGCAUUACGUCGAUGAAUAAUUCAUUUCAUCAGUCAGAAAACGAAAGUCCAAUCGAGAAAUCACGUAAGCUCGUCUUACGGUGUUACAAUACACUUGCUUCUCAACAAGAGCUAUCCGGAGCUCAAGUUGCUUCUUAUCUUAUGAACUGGGAGGAUCAUUAUACAACGCACAAAUUUCAAGGCCUCUAUCUAAUUCAAACUGAACUGUUUUUACAAAGUGAAUUGAACGAAAUACGUACCAAACAGAAGUCGACAUUUACGGUGCAUGUACCUAAAAAACAAAACGAUAAUCGAAAAGGUCGACGUCCAAAUGAACGCUAUGCUUUUCAGAAACAGCAUCCACAGGCGACAACAUAUGUAACGAUGAAAUAUACUCAAUCUCGUGUACCUAUUCGUUACGGUCCUCAAAUUCCUCAACAAGAUCGUGAUGACACACGAGAACGGUACUGUCGAGCUCUUCUAACACUUUUUGUGCCCUGGCGUUCCGUAGCUGAUCUUUGUGCCAUCGAGCAGACAUGGGAAGAUGCAUUUAAAUCUCGACAGCAUCUUAUAUCUACACAUUCUAUGACAAUCAUAGAAAAUAUUCAACUUUUACACGAAUGCAAAAAGGAUCGUGAUGAACAUUUACUUCAAGUUAUUGCCGAAGCUCAAACUGAUGAUGAUGUGAUUGAUCCUGUAUUUUUACCAGCAAAUCAAGAUAUUUAUGGUGACGAUGGAGUCGACGACAGUGAAGAUUUACUUGAGUUACUCGGUAGUUUAGAUGAAUAUACUACGACUGCGAUGAAUUCCAUCAAAAAGUCAACAGAAAGCAAAUACAUUGAAGAAACUAUUCAAGUGGUUGAAAACGUUGGACGAUUUUCUGAUAUACAAUCACAUACUCGUCAUCUUUUUAAUGAAGCUGUUGGUGGUAUGGAUCAACAAAUUGUGCCGUUCGUUUCAGCUACACCUACUCUCGUUCGACUCAAUACAAAAUGGCAAGAACAACUAAAGACUGAGAAAGAAAGAGUUAGACGAAGUUUAAUUACGGGCAAAUACGACAAAACGAACGAUACAUUAGAUUAUGAUAGUAUACAGGAUGCACUUGUAACUAUGGUCAAUUCAAAUAAUUAUAACAUAGAUAUAUUUGAUAAUUACACUCAAAUUCUUCCAGUUGCGUCAGUCAUUACCACAAGCUAUUCUACUCAGCAAAGUAUUAUUGAAGAAUAUACAUUGAAUAAAGAACAACAAGCUGCAUUUAUGGUAAUAACCAAUCAUCUUGAUGGUGACAAAGAACGUCAUAAAGGUAUUUUAAUGAUCUAUACGUAUAAUAAUAAAUCAAAAUAA
Adineta steineri is the source of this 4935-nucleotide messenger RNA. NCBI's taxonomy places the organism in Eukaryota, Metazoa, Rotifera, Eurotatoria, Adinetida, Adinetidae. The record is from the annotation of a GenBank genome assembly.